AUGUCGCCUGACAACACCUCGCCCGAACAACCUGCGGCGAGUCAGCCCCUAGCUUCGCCUGCCGUCGGCUCGCAGGAGGAGUCUGAUGCGCACUGCAGCACACGCGAAGCCGCGCAGGACGUUGACGACCCGUCGUUCAGCCAGGACGACUCGUUCGCGUUUGCCUCGGAGGGCUCGAUCGUCUACCGCGAUAGCGAGACGAGCGCUGAGCUUGCGUCGUCCAUACCAGCGAGGGAGGACCAGAUCAGCGCCUCAGACGAGCCGUUCACCAGCUACGGCAGAGUUCUUGGCGACCUCGCGACUCUGACCGGGCCGCCGACAGCAGCCUCUGCUCGUUCUGUCUCGUCGCCCGCUACGGUCUUCGACACGAGGGAGACACAGCCAACUUCCGACCCCGCGAGGGUCGCCGCUAGUCACUCGCCGUCAAAACAAGGAUUGAACCCGGCCGCAUCGUCCUUCACUUUUCGCUCCUUCUCGUCGCCUGCCUCCCUCCCAACCGGCUCGAUGCUCGACCUUCAGUUCGGCGAGAUUCUCAAGAACGGCAAAGAUUCCCUUGGCAACUUGACGCCCGAAGCCAAGGUCGCCCUCGGCCAGCUCGGCCUCCAGCCCAUCCCUUCGCUUCACGGCGCCCCCAAGUUUCCCUACGCGCGCAAUCCGUCCGGCGUCGACCUCUUCCACUUCUCGGUCGCGGAGGAAGAACCUGCCUUCGUCCCGCUCGAGGAAGUGCCCGACUACCAGCCUCGCACGAUGCCGCUUCCUCUGCCCGGCAACUCUCGCUACACCCGCCACGGUCGCCUCGCUCAGCAACGCAACAUCUCGGCUCCUGCCACUCUCGCCUUCACCCAGCUUGUCACAGAAACGCCGGGACCGCCGUUCGCGCCGAAGACGGUUCGUGCUGCAUCGGCUCCAACGAGGAGGGGCGGACGCUCGAAGAAGUCGCAGCUUGAGACGCCGCCGGUGUCGAUUCCUUUUUCGCCGCCGACUCCGGCUCCGGCUCCUCCUAUCGACUACACCCACGCCGUUGCUCUCGAGCAAGCUCGCCUCGCUCAGCAAGUCCAGCACGCCCAGAUCGCGCAAGCCCAGGCCGAGAGUCGACAGACGUUCCAGCAACUCGUCAACAACCCGCUCUGGCCUUUCACCGGCACGCACGCGCCCUCCAGCGCCUGUCCGACCGACGCGGGCAUCGCCUCUCUCGCUUCGACGCCGUACCCGAUUGCGAACACGCCGGUCCUCGAUGCGAGCCCGUCAACCGUCCCUUCAACACUCCGCCGCCGUCCCAGCAUCGUCGUCGGACCUGACGGGCAGCUCAAUGUCGUCGACUCUCGCGCGCUCGGGCAGCUUGCGAUGCAGAUGAACCUCGGACUCGGCCAGCCUCAGCCCGUCUCGAACUUCUUGAGCAGGACGACGAGCUGGGAGACGGCUGCUUCGGCAGUGUCGCAGGCUCAUCUGAGCGCGGCUGUUGGAGCAUACUACCCGUCGCACGAGGAGACGGAGGACGAGAUCUUCGGCGUCCUGCGCCCGCCGAGUCGUGCCGAACAGCUCGACCGCCGCAACCGUCCCAGUCACCAUCGUUCGGCCAAGAGCACCGACAUCACACCGCAGGCUGCUCAGUCGUACCUCGAGAAAGGCAGGCGCAGCUCGGCGGCCGCCUUUGUUCCUCACCCUGGCGUCAAGCGCAAGUCGUCGCUCGCUCCUUCCGUCUCUGGCUCGCGCAAUGCGACGGGGCCCGCGAGGGUGCCGCAGACCCAGGCUCGUUCUUCGCACAGUCGCCGCCCUUCGUGCGUUGCCAUCGUCGAGGACGCCGCGCCCGCGCAAAAACUUCCGCCGCCGCCUGCAGCCACCGCAUCGACCUCCUUCCCGCCCGAGCACAAGACGAACAAGUCUCGCGCCUUCUCCGACAUCGGCAACGCUGUCUCGUCCGCCAAGGUCACCUCGUACGCCGGCCAGCUCGACCAGCAGCCUCGUCACAUCUCGAGCCCGUCUGUCGUCCACAGCAGGACGGUGCCGCAGGUCAAGCUCGAGCCGCCGACGCCGAAGAAGCCGUCUCGCCAGCAGAAAAAGGGAGCGAGGGCGACUUCCGUCCAGGUUGGGAAGGUCACCGAUUCGCUUACCGCUCUCAACCUCGCUGCGUCGACGGAGCAGGGACGUUCGACGACGCCUUCGGCUGCGAGCGACGCGUACGUGACGGCGACCGAAGGAGACGGCGAUGCGAGCGGCGCAGGAGGCUCGACGGGUACAAGCGGGUGGUCGCGCAGGAGGAAGCGCAACUGGGCGAAACGCAAGGGAGCGGCUGGUGCAGUCGCCCCCGAGAACGCUUGA
Rhodotorula toruloides NP11 is the source of this 2319-nucleotide messenger RNA. RefSeq lists its product as uncharacterized. The record is from RefSeq and is a predicted model, not a curated record. The transcript has 3 exons. The coding region runs from base 1 to 2319 and encodes 772 amino acids. NCBI's taxonomy places the organism in Eukaryota, Fungi, Basidiomycota, Microbotryomycetes, Sporidiobolales, Sporidiobolaceae.